ACAAUUGUAGUCAUCCACUCCGUUGAUCCCUUGAUCCCGGAAUCAAUCUUUGCUUUACUCCCCGUAGUAGCAGUCGUCUGGCCCGACAUCCCGGGUCAAGAAUCAGGAAACGGCCUCGCCUACAUCCUUUACGGGACUUCAAGCCCCAGCGGCAAACUGCCUUUCACGAUCGCGAAGCAGAGGAGUGAUUACGGAACUGCUGUCAAGGACGGCAAUGAUCAAUAUCCUGAGGGACUGUUCAUUGAUUAUCGACAUUUCGAUAAAAACUCAAUUGUCCCGAGAUAUGAAUUCGGCUUCGGGUUGUCCCACACUACGUUUGCGUAUUCAAACUUGAGUAUCUCAAACUUAAGCACCGCAGCUCCAAGCAAGGGCUUGGCGCCAGGAGGACUGAAGGCCCUUUAUAAUAUCGCCGCUACAGUCUCUGCAACGAUUACUAACAACGGCACUGUGGAAGGGAAGGAGGUUGCGCAGCUAUGCAUAAGCUUGCCAAGUUCGGCGCCAGAGAGUCCGCCGAAGCAACUUAGAGGUUUCAGUAAGUUGAACUUGAAUGGAAAGGCUACGGUUGACGUGAGGAGGGAGGAUCUGAGUUUUUGGGAUGUGGGGAGUAGGAGUUGGGUCUUGCGGAAGGGGAAUUUUGAGGUCGCGGUUGGGGCGAGACCGAGGGAUGAGAGGCCGAUUGGAACAGUUGAAAGUUAG
Hyaloscypha bicolor E is the source of this 696-nucleotide messenger RNA. RefSeq lists its product as uncharacterized. Lineage: Eukaryota; Fungi; Ascomycota; Leotiomycetes; Helotiales; Hyaloscyphaceae. The annotation marks the transcript as partial. The record is from RefSeq and is a predicted model, not a curated record. The transcript has 2 exons. Gene Ontology annotation, biological process: glucan catabolic process. Gene Ontology annotation, molecular function: beta-glucosidase activity.